This is a messenger RNA of Acaulospora colombiana, 975 nucleotides long. NCBI's taxonomy places the organism in Eukaryota, Fungi, Glomeromycota, Glomeromycetes, Diversisporales, Acaulosporaceae. The record is from the annotation of a GenBank genome assembly.
AUGGAAAAACUUCAGAGCAUGUUAUUUCGCCCAAAGAUUGCGGAAGCUGUGAGAUGUUCAAACUUUACAACCGCGGCUGACAUAUUACAUCACAAUGAGAGAGAUCUCGCUAAAAAAUUGAACCUUUCUGGUAGAGAAGUAUCUGAACUUGUGAACACCAUUGUGCGGGAAAUGAUUCCUUAUCCGCCUAAAAAUGCGUUGAUGCUAUUAAAAGAUGGCACUCAUCGCGCGUUGAGUACGGGUGACAAACAAAUUGACAAAAUUAUUGGUGGAGGCAUAUUGUCAAAAGGGAUUACAGAGAUCGUGGGCGAGAGUUCAGUGGGCAAGACACAACUGUGCCUACAACUAUGCUUGACCGUUCAACUACCAGAGAAAUUGGGUGGACUGAACGGAGGAGCGGUGUACAUUUCUACCGAAGGCAAUUUUCAUUUAAGACUUUCGGAUCUGGAAACGCAGAGGAACGUUCUCGACAAUCAAUUAUCCAUUCUCAUCUCCAGCAACAAUAUACGACUGAUAGUUAUUGAUUCUGUAACGGCGAAUUUCCGCACCUUCGAAACAACCGAAAUUCCAAAUUUCCGUCAACGGGCUUUAGAAAUUAGUCAGAUGGGCAUCCAACUAAAAGAGAUAAGUGAUAGGUUUAAUGCGCCCGUGGUAUGCGUGAAUCAGGUCUCUGAUAAUUUCAUUAUCGACGAGACGUACGGGGAAGACGAUAGCGACGCGCACUACGAGUAUAAUUAUUACCAAAAACAAUUGCUAAUCGGAGAUGGAACGAAGGUUCCUGCAUUAGGAUUGAUGUGGUCAAGUGUCAUAAAUGCAAGGAUAGUGCUUUCCAGGCCGAAGAGAUUUUUGACGGAAGAGGGUAGUAUCAAUGAUAAUGGUCCGAGAACAAUUGCGUUGAUGAUGGCGCCUCAUGCUCCGAGACGUUUUGGCGAAUAUUAUAUCGAUGGAAGCGGGGUACAUGGGUUGGUUAAUUAG